GAAGUCUUGAAGCCCUCAAUUCGGCGACGGGGACACUUCCAUCGCAUCCCAAGGUCAAUCCUCGCUUCUACGCGGCGGUCACCCACAUAUUCAGCCCAGCCCAAAAAAAUGGCCUCACCAUUUCUCACCCCGGGCUCCCACUCGCAGCUCAACCAGCUUGCCCUCCUCCACCUCCGCCGCGACCAAGCCAUCCCGACCGUCCUCCAGCUCCACGACGAGGACAACGCCGGCUACAAGGAAGGGAAAGUGACGACCACGCGCUUCGGCUCCUUCCCGCACACCACCCUCACCGGCCAACCAUGGGGCUCGCAGAUCAUCGCCUCGAAGGUCGACACGGGCUCGCGCCGCGGCCGCGGUCCGCAGAAGAAGAACCGGCAGCUGAAGCGCAAAGCGGACGAGCUCACCACCAAUGACUCGGCGGAGGGGGCCAACGACAGCCCAUCCGGUUCGCCGCAGGCCGCCGUCGCCGCGGCCAGUGGAUUCCUGCACCUCGUCUACCCGACCCCGGAGCUGUGGACCAUGUCCCUGCCGCACCGCACCCAGGUCGUCUACACCCCGGACUACAGCUACAUCCUGCACCGGCUGCGCGCACGGCCGGGCAGCUCGAUCAUCGAGGCCGGCGCGGGCAGCGGCUCGUUCACGCACGCGGCCGUCCGAGCAGUCUUCAACGGAUACCCCACAACCACGACAACAGACGACACGACACCACCCCCCUCAUCCUGCUCCUCCACCUCCUCACCACCCAACAAGAAACGACUCGGCCAAGUCUCCAGCUUCGAAUUCCACGAACAGCGCGUCGGCAAGGUCCGGCAAGAGCUCAAGGAACACGGCCUGGACGGGUUGGUGCACGUCACGCACCGGGACGUCUACCAGGACGGGUUCCUCGUCGGGGACGCGGAGACGGGGACCUCGCCCAAGGCCAACGCGGUGUUCCUGGAUCUGCCCGCGCCCUGGCUCGCGCUGAAGCACCUCGUGCGCCACCCGGCCUCGGGCGCGGAGUCGCCGCUGGACCCGACGUCGCCGGUCUACCUGUGCACAUUCUCCCCCUGCCUGGAGCAGGUGCAACGGACGGUGAGCGUGCUGCGGCAGCUGUCGUGGCUGGACAUCUCCAUGGUGGAGGUCAACAACCACCGGAUCGACGUGAAGCGGGAGAAGGUCGGGCUCGAGUACGAGAAGGUGCGCGGCGCCGUCGUCUUCCCCAAGUCCGUCGACGAGGCCGUCGCCAAGAUGCGCCACGUCGAGGAACACUCCCGCAAGUAUCGCGAGUUGCAGCAGCAGCAGGACGAGGAGGAGGAGGACCUUCUGAAUAGCACCACCGCCGCCAAUACCCCUCUGCCCGCGUCCUCGGGACCGGCUGUCCCCGCAAAGGAGGAACAGGCUGCGCCCCCCUCCUCCUCCUCCUCCUCCUCCUCCUCUAGCAACAUCCCGCUGUACAAACAAGGCCGUCUCGUCCAUCGCACCGAAGACAACCUGAAGACCCACACCUCCUACCUGGUCUUCGCCGUCCUGCCGCGCGAGUGGACCGAGGAAGACGAGCAGAAAUGCCGCGACAAGUGGCCCCCGCACCGCGUCGAUCAGCCCAUGCAAACCGACAAGCCCAAGGGAAGGAAGCAGCUCAAGCGCGAGCAACUGCAGCGGGAGGAGGCCGAGGAACAGCAGCAGCAACAGCAGAAGCAGCAGCAGCAGGAGGUAGUAGCAGGAGGGGAAAAGCCGGCCGAUGCCUCUGAAGAAGCUUAG
Molecule: messenger RNA, 1737 nt
Organism: Aspergillus aculeatinus CBS 121060
Lineage: Eukaryota; Fungi; Ascomycota; Eurotiomycetes; Eurotiales; Aspergillaceae
Gene: trm61
Product: tRNA 1-methyladenosine methyltransferase subunit GCD14
Exons: 1
Coding region: 109-1737 (542 amino acids)
Biological process (GO): tRNA methylation
Cellular component (GO): tRNA (m1A) methyltransferase complex; nucleus
Source: RefSeq, a predicted model, not a curated record